AGUCAAUACAUAACGCUUGAAGAAGUGAGUGGACUGAAUGUGUGUUUUAGUUUCAAUUUGAGUGCUGUGAAUAGCAGACUUUUGUGGAUUUAAAGACUACUUAGUUUAUUUAUAACAAAAUGGGUAAAGACGAGAAAGAAGACUCCGGUUUCGGGUUCAAAGAUAAGGCGAAGGCUGAAGAGACUCUGAGGCUGUUGGAGGAGCACCCGAUGAACUACCGUCGGUUAACAGUGCGAGGGUUGCUGGGCAGGGCCAAACGAGUCUUGUCCAUGACAAAAGCAGAAGACAAAAUAAAGAACAUCAAAGAAGCUAUGGAAGUGUUCGAGAAUUGGCUCGCGGAACUGGACAAGAAUAAAGAGCAGAAGACUGAACAGAAGGAGAAGACUAACAAGAAGAGAGAAUCGGAAGAGAAGAAUGGGGAUGAAGAGGAUUCCGCAUCGGACGUGGAGAUGGAAGAAGAGCAACCUAAGAAGAAGGAGCUGCCUGCUGACACAGUCCCUGGGUUAGGAUUCAAAGAUAAGGAUGCAGCUGAUGGUACUAUAAAGGAACUGGAAGGAAGGGACCCUGAUUAUCAGAAGUUAGCAGUCAAAGGCCUCAUAGGGAGAGCUAAAAGAGUACUAACAUGUACUCGCGAUGAGACGAAACUGGCUAAUAUAAAGGAAGCUAUAAGUAUCUUCGAGAAGUUUCUGGACGAUUUCGAUACAAACCACAUGAGUAAGCAGAACAACCCGUACAUAUCGCUGGGUCACGUGCGGACAGCUGAGAAAAUGGCUGAUGGUAUCACUGAUCAACAGAAAUCAUUCAUUGCUGCUUAUGUGUCGGUGAACGGGGAAUACAAACGGUUAAGGACCGUUCAGUCUUCUGAAGGCGGGAAGACCUGGGAUAUAGUCAGAAACGUUGCACUCAAGGAUUUGAAGGAAAAGCAUGCAGAAGCAAAACUCUUCGACGAAAAAGAACAGCCAACAAAAGAACAUAUCGAAAUGAUGUUAUGGGCAUAUUCACCGGAGCCAGCGCGUGUAAAAAAAUACGUGUCAGAAACUAAAGAGGAGAAAAAUGAUAGUGACGCAAAAGAAAAAGAGAAACAGGAUAGAAAGAGACGGAGCAGCGCUAGAGACAGAGACGAUGAAUCGCCUAGUAAAAAGAAGAAAGAGUGAUUGUGCAUUUAGUGUUAAAUAUUAUGAUGGAUCGGAAUUUCUUUUUUUGAAUUAUUGUUUUGUUUAUUGAUAAUAAAGUUACUU
Messenger RNA from Diatraea saccharalis (sugarcane borer), 1238 nucleotides. Lineage: Eukaryota; Metazoa; Arthropoda; Insecta; Lepidoptera; Crambidae. The record is from the annotation of a GenBank genome assembly.